This is a messenger RNA of Alternaria hordeiaustralica, 687 nucleotides long. RefSeq lists its product as uncharacterized. The transcript is spliced from 2 exons. Lineage: Eukaryota; Fungi; Ascomycota; Dothideomycetes; Pleosporales; Pleosporaceae. Bases 1 to 687 code for a protein of 228 amino acids. The record is from RefSeq and is a predicted model, not a curated record.
AUGCCGCCAAAGACCAUUACGGAGGAGAUCGACGACGACGCCGACGAUGAGAUCAACAGUGAGACCCACGACGACACCAACGGCGACAUUGAAGACGAAGACGAACUUGGCAUGUUCCCUACAAACGAUGAGCUUAUAGCAAUCGCAGAAGAGGAUCCCACGUCCGCAGCAGGGCUCGCAUACCAGACUCCCUUUGGCGCUUUGCUCUGGCCAUUGACCCAUCGUCACAACACCCGCGAUCGUGUUACACGAGACCUUAUUAGCAGUGUUGUAACGAUGGACGAUAUCUGGAGCGACACGGAGAUGAGCGAGACGUCGUUUACCACCACCGAAUCAUCACCGCCGCCAUCUCCCAUCCUGACAGACUACCAAAACAACCUCAUCGCCACCUAUGCGUUCCACAGCGAUAGCAUCAGCGACCUCAUGAACAUUGCCGUCGACCUCGAAAUCAGCGUGCGACGCGAGCGCGACGAACCGAGCCUCCCAUAUCUCACCGAGGACUUGGAAAAGACACGAGGGGAGCUGGUGUUGCACAGGGACGCGAAGCGCAGGAUUGAGAGGAACCUGAAGAAGGAGAAGGGGAGGUUGAAGAUGGUGGUUGGAAAUGGGUCAAUCGUGGCGAAGCAGCAGUUGAAUGAGAUGGCUCGUUAUAUGGAGGUGGACAAGACGAUAGAGUGUCUACGCUGA